Frieseomelitta varia is the source of this 1141-nucleotide messenger RNA. RefSeq names its product apolipoprotein D (gene Karl). The coding region runs from base 255 to 974 and encodes 239 amino acids. NCBI's taxonomy places the organism in Eukaryota, Metazoa, Arthropoda, Insecta, Hymenoptera, Apidae. The record is from RefSeq and is a predicted model, not a curated record. The transcript has 4 exons.
AGGAUCGUACCCGCGACGCGGAGAACAAGUUGCUGAUUGAAAACGAAAGAGCAGCAAGAAUGCAAAGGGAGGAACGUGAUAGUGACCACCCCCUCUUCGUAGUUUGUGCAGAUAGUGGUAGUCAUGAGCGCGUCCGCUCUUCAUUCUAACCGACUCGGUGGCCUUUAGUCGACCAGGCGAAUCUAUCGAGCGAAGAAGUAAGAAGACUCUCCGCGUGUGCUUGAACGGAUAGAGACUUGAAUGUGGCCGAGAGAAUGCAGCCCGGAACGAGACUAGAGAGAUUCUAUUCGCCGACAAUAAUAUUACUGUUGUUCCUAAGUUUGAUCGACUGCACUACCGCUACGUGGAAGAGGCGGGAGGACAAGACCAAAUGUCCCAAAGUAAAGGGCAUACGGAAUUUUGAUAUAUCCGAGUUCCUUGGAUCGUGGUACAUAGUGCAGUAUUAUGCAAGCUCGGAGGAAGCGCUCGCGUACAGAUGCAUGCGGGCCGAAUUGUCGAUAUCGUCAGAAAGUACCGAGGUUACCAUGAAUUUCACUUACAGUUUCACCGAUGAUCCGAUUAAUGAGCAACUUGUUGGCAAUAUCACCUGGAAAAUUCCUUCUCCGGAGCUACCUGCUCACUGGGUGCACGCUGAGUAUCCGUACGAAGGUGUGUACAAUACAUACGUACUGGAUUCGGACUACAAGUCGUGGGCUUUAUUAAUGCACUGCGCGGAACAAAGCAAAAGUCCUCGAUAUUUAUCGAGCUUCAUCAUGAGCCGAGAACCGAGUCUCGGAACUAACGUUAUUUCUUAUCUUCGCGAGAAAUUGCCCAGAUAUGAUAUCGAUUUGGAGUACAUGUUUCCCAUGGACCAGGAUCAGUGUAACAAGACAGAGACUUCCGAAAUGGACUUGCUGCUCCCACCAUCGGUAGUACUUAGAACGAACAAUGUGACACGAAAACACCCACUGAAAAGGAAGCAUCGACGUGCUUGAAUUUAAUAUGCUAAAUGUUGUCUAAAUAGAUUUUAUGAUACGAUUAGUAGUGUAAGUAUGGUGCAUUUUGCAUUGGGACUACCAUCUUAGUCCAAAUGUUGCUUAAAUUAUUGUAUUAAAAAGAUAAUUGAAAAUGGAAGGUGGAAAAUAGAUACAAUUGAGUUGUA